CUUCCUUCUCUUCCCUCCUCCUUCUACCUUUUUCUUUUUCUUUCUCUCUCUUCUCCCUCCUUCUUCCUCUCCAGAUCUGGGUUUUCAAACCAACCUGAGCCUCCCCAAUUCGCCCAAAUUUGGUGUAUAUAUUUACCCGUGAAUACUCUCUGAAGCCCAAAUAUACCCAGAAUGCAAACACAACUUCAACACUGGAGCUAGAGUCAUUUUACUUAUGGAAACAUAAUACCCACGAAGAAGGCGAAAAAGGCGAAAACCCUCUUGCACACUGUCAACCACAGAGUCGACAGAUUGAGCAUAGGUGGUUAAGAUUGAGUUCAUGAGAAACUGUAAAUUGAUUGUUCAAGAGAGGAUCCAUCAGUGCAGAUGGAAUUGGAUCUCAAUAGCUUGUUCAAGAGAGGAAAACUCGAUCUGAUGCGCCCUGCCAUCGCCAUUUCUCCUUCUUGUUCUUCUUCUUCUUCUUCGGAUGAUUCUACAGAACAACGAAAAAAAAAAAGGAGAAAGCAAGAUUUGAAGGAAAAGAUGGGAGACGUUAUGUUGUUCAUCGAUGAUUUUCCUGCGAAUUCUGGAGCUUUGUAUUGUAGAAUUUGCCACGAAGCAGAGUUCGAAAGCUGCAAGAGCUUGGAAGCUCUCUACUCUUGUUUCGGUACCGUUAAGUUUGCGCAUAGAGAUUGCAUACAGAGAUGGUGUGACGAGAAAGGAAACACAACUUCUGAAAUCUAUCUCCAGCUUUGAAAUUUAAGUUUGGUUUGAGAACCCAGAUCUGGGUUUGUAAUACCAGCAUACCAGAUACAGUUGUACCAGAUAUCAGUUAUACCAGCUAUUUCGGGGAUCAAGGAACUAAAUUCUUCAAAUAUUU
Messenger RNA from Rubroshorea leprosula, 859 nucleotides. Lineage: Eukaryota; Viridiplantae; Streptophyta; Magnoliopsida; Malvales; Dipterocarpaceae. The record is from the annotation of a GenBank genome assembly.